This is a messenger RNA of Closterium sp. Naga37s-1, 1992 nucleotides long. NCBI's taxonomy places the organism in Eukaryota, Viridiplantae, Streptophyta, Zygnematophyceae, Desmidiales, Closteriaceae. The record is from the annotation of a GenBank genome assembly.
AUGUCACUGAACCCAGCUGUCCCUCCCUCCCUCUCCUUCCAGCCCGCCCUACUUGUUCGUUCACCACCACCCGCCCACCGACUUUCCCCCUUCAUUCAACCACUUCCCCCCCCUCCGUGUGUCCCUACCUGUUGCCUUGCUGCCGCCUAUUGCCACCUAUCGGGGCUCCAACAGUACGACCAUUUUGAGUUCCCGGGCGUUGUGCCUCGAACGUUCCUCGGAGCCAUGCUAGUGGCGGGGCUAUCAUCCCCUCUAGUGGCUAUCACUCACCUGUUUGGUGCUUCUAAGAUCACAGCACUCGUUAUUGUGCGCGGCACGCUUGGAUUCAUUGUCUUCCUCUCCUUCUACAUGCUUCGACGACAGCCUUCCUUCCUCUCCAGUGCUCUCUAUUUCCCUUCCCCCCUUCUCCACCCAUCCACCCUCAGAUCGCCACCAGCUUUGGCACCCUCUGAUACUUCUCCCUCUGGGACGCCCUCCAAAAGCCUUCCUUCCUCUCCCGUGCUCUCUAUUUCCCUUCCCCCCUUCUCCACCCAUCCACCCUCAGAUCGCCACCAGCUUUGGCACCCUCUGAUACUUCUCCCUCUGGGACGCCCUCCAAAAGCCUUCCUUCCUCUCCAAUCGCCACCAGCUUUGGCACCCUCUGAUACUUCUCCCUCUGGGACGCCCUCCAAAAGCCUUCCUUCCUCUCCAGUGCUCUCUAUUUCCCUUCCCCCCUUCUCCACCCAUCCACCCUCAGAUCGCCACCAGCUUUGGCACCCUCUGAUACUUCUCCCUCUGGGACGCCCUCCAAAAGCCUUCCUUCCUCUCCCAUCGCCACCAGCUUUGGCACCCUCUGAUACUUCUCCCUCUGGGACGCCCUCCAAAAGCCUUCCUUCCUCUCCCGUGCUCUCUAUUUCCCUUCCCCCCUUCUCCACCCAUCCACCCUCAGAUCGCCACCAGCUUUGGCACCCUCUGAUACUUCUCCCUCUGGGACGCCCUCCAAAAGCCUUCCUUCCUCUCCCAUCGCCACCAGCUUUGGCACCCUCUGAUACUUCUCCCUCUGGGACGCCCUCCAAAAGCCUUCCUUCCUCUCCCGUGCUCUCUAUUUCCCUUCCCCCCUUCUCCACCCAUCCACCCUCAGAUCGCCACCAGCUUUGGCACCCUCUGAUACUUCUCCCUCUAGGACGCCCUCCAAAAGCCUUCCUUCCUCUCCAUUGCUCACUCUUUCCCCCCUUCUCCCUUUUCCAUCCGCCCUCAGUUCGCCACUACCUUCGGCACCCCAACAGCGAGAUACUUUGCCCUGCUGCUCCUCUCGCAGUUCCACCUGCCCUUCUACGCCUCUCGCCCCCUCCCCAACGUCUUUGCUCUUGCCCUCGGUACGCUACAUGCUGCCCGCCUUGCCUACUACCCACUGCCCACUGCUUCCCUGUCAGCCUGCUUUUGAGGCGUCUAGAAAAGUGUUUCCUCUCGCAGUUCCACCUGCCCUUCUACGCCUCUCGCCCCCUCCCCAACGUCUUUGCUCUUGCCCUUGCCAACCUGGCAUUUACUUACUGGAUCAAGGGCAAGGCUGCACAAGCUUUGCAGACGCUGGUCUUUGCGUUUGUUGUCUUCCGAUGCGACGUGCUCAUACUCCUUGCCCCUAUCGGCCUCUCCUUACUGCUCACUCGGUCAAUUGGGUUCUUCUUUGCUGCGUUCACAUGUGUUCUAACCGGCAUAGCUAGUCUGAUGCUCACGGUAUCAGUGGACUCUGUAUUGUGGCGGCGCUUCCCCCUCUGGCCGGAGGGCAUGGUGCUCUUUUUCAACACCGCUCUCAACAAAAGCUCCGAAUGGGGGGUGUCCAGCCCACACUGGUACUUCACGUCAGCCCUUCCCCGAGCCCUGCUUCUCGCCUACCCGCUCUCCUUUCUGGGUCCAAUUCUCGAUCGUCGCAUGCUGCGCUUCUUCCUGCCAGCACUCACCUUCGUGGGCCUCUACUCCUUCCUCCCUCACAAGGCAAGGCAGGACGCAGGGUAG